AUGGGGAAUUUCAAAGCCAUUAGCUGCUUUAGCCCUAACCUGGAUCUUCACCGGGAUCCCAGAUGGGGUAGGGCAAAUGAAGCAUACAGCGAAGACCCUUUCCAUGUCGGAGAGUAUGGGUACAAAUACAUUAAGGGUCUACAUGGGAACCAUCCAAGAUACCUGCGAGCAAGUGCUACCCCGAAACAUUUCGAUGUUUCUGGUGGUCCAGAAAGCGGACGGAUGAACUUUGACACAAAGGUGUCGGAAAGGGAUUUCAGAACUUAUUUCCUGCCUCCAUUUAGAAGAGGUAUUGAGGCCGGCUCUACAGGUAUCCUUUGCAGUUAUAACAGGCUUAACGGCGUACCUGCUUGUGCCAAUGAUAAGCUUCUCAACCAAGUUCUGAGGAAGGAAUGGAAGUUUAAAGGUUAUGUUAUUGCCGACGCCGGGGCGAUCCAUCACAUGAUAGACCAGCACAAGUACUACCACGACGCGAUGGAGGCGUGCGUGGGUUCCCUCACAGCUGGCUGUAACCUAGAGUGCCAGGGGAACAUACAACACAGAACUUACCUUAAUAUCCCCAAGGCUAUACACGAUGGCAAGUUGAAGGAAAGUUUCGUACGGGAUAUGGUGAAGCCCCUCUUCUACACUCGGAUGCGCCUGGGAGAGUUCGAUCCCCCGCAGAUGAGCCCUUACUCGACACUGGACAUCCACCGAGAGGUGCUAACACACGACCAUUUCCAGCUGGCGGUCGAGGUAGCCUCUAAAACAUUCGUCCUGCUUAAGAAUGACGGCGUCUUGCCCAUCAAACAUAAGUACGGAACUAUUGGGGUAGUUGGUCCAAUGGCCGACGAAGACGAACAGAUAUUCGGAGAUUACAAGCCUGAUACCGAUCGCCAUUUCAUCAGGACUGUGUUGCACGGCCUAAAACGGAUGGCCAACCACGUGAAAUUUCACAGCGGAUGUAAAGACGUCCACUGUAACCAGUAUGAAAGCAGCCACGUGAAGAGCACUAUUGCUGACGUGGACGCCAUUUUCGUCGUUCUGGGAACAGGUCAAGCUAUAGAAAGCGAAGGACAUGACAGACAUGACUUAGACCUACCCGGACACCAAGAGGAUCUCCUGCAAGAUGUUGUCCAUAAUAAUCAUGCCAAUAAACCAGUCAUCUUGUUGCUCCUGACCGGAAGUCCUGUUAACCUGCAAUGGACGAUGGGCCAGUCCCAUAUCAACGCCAUCAUGGAGUGUUUCUUUCCCGCUAUGGCUGCUGGUGACGCCAUAUAUAACGUACUGACCAACUCUGGCCAUAACUCAGUACCUGCCGGCCGACUACCAUUUACCUGGCCCGAGAGUAUCCAUCAGAUCCCCUCUAUAAGCGACUACACCAUGUCCGGUCGUUCUUACAUGUACUUCAAAGGUGAUCCGAUGUUUCCAUUUGGCUAUGGUCUGUCUUACACAACUUUCCAUUACGACAGCUUGCACCAUGACAACUCUGUUCAGGCAGGCCAUGACAUGUCCGGGUCCGUUGUCAUUCAUAACACGGGCCACUACGACGCCGAUGAGGUUGUACAGGUAUAUAUAUCUUGGACCGACCACCAUCACCCCACGCCCCAACGUGCCCUGGCUGCCUUUGACCGCAUACAUAUCAAGAAAGGCUCCUCCGCCGCAUACAAAUUUACGGUUGGUUCCAAAAGCAUGGCGGUAUGGGACGACCACCAAGGCUGGGAAAUCACAGCAGGUACCAUCAAACUGUACGUAGGAGGUCAACAACCUAACCAGAAAAAGUCUGUGGGAUCCAAUGUACUGGCUGGCUCUUUCAACAUUCACGGCUCAAAAAUCCUGGGGAAAUACUAGCUUCUGUCUUGUUAGUCUGAAUCCUUCUUGUUUAUCUUUCGUUCUUUUUUGUUUGUAAAUAAAUAUGAAAA
Molecule: messenger RNA, 1901 nt
Organism: Liolophura sinensis
Lineage: Eukaryota; Metazoa; Mollusca; Polyplacophora; Chitonida; Chitonidae
Product: xylan 1,4-beta-xylosidase-like
Exons: 11
Coding region: 1-1830 (609 amino acids)
Biological process (GO): arabinan catabolic process; xylan catabolic process
Molecular function (GO): alpha-L-arabinofuranosidase activity; xylan 1,4-beta-xylosidase activity
Source: RefSeq, a predicted model, not a curated record